GACCUCCGAUCUGAAAUGGAGGCGUGGACGGGACGCAUGCGCAAUAUGUCCACAACUCCACACAAACGAGACAUCAACAAGAAGCGGGUUUGUGAGGCGGCUUGGUUUUCAUAAUAGUGACAUUGUAACGACGACUUAACAAAAUAAACAUUCGGAAUAACUUCAGGCAUUUGCAACAAGAUGUUCGGCUUCCAUAAGCCGAAGAUGUACCGAAGUCUGGACGGAUGUUGCAUCUGCCGCGCCAAGUCGUCCAGCUCGCGCUUCACUGACAGCAGGCGCUACGAGAAGGACUUCACGAGCUGCUUCGGGCUGAGUGAGAGUAGGACGGGAGAUAUCUGUAACGCCUGCGUGCUGCUGGUGAAACGGUGGAAGAAGCUGCCUGUUGGUUCGAAGAAGAACUGGAACCAUGUGGUCGACGCCAGAGGAGGCCCCAGCCUCAAGAUCUCCUCCAGGCCCAAGAAGACCAAGUCCCUGUUGAAGAAGGCCCGGCCCAGACAGAUCAGCAGGCUGCAGAAGGAGCUGAAGAGAAACAACUCGGACGCCCACAGCACUACCUCCAGCACCUCCCCCGCCCAGUCCCCCAGCUACAGCAACCUGUCUGACGAGGGCUCAGACACGGACAUCGGCCCCGGGUCCAGCCAGCCCCCGGUCUUCUCCUUCCUGGACCUGACCUACUGGAAGAGACAAAAGGUGUGCUGCGGAAUCAUCUACAAGGGUCGUUUUGGGGAGGUGCUGAUCGACCCCCACCUCUUCAAACCCUGCUGCCGUAAGCAGCAGCGGCCGACGCCCCCCGCACCGCAGGGGGCGGGGGCGGGGUACCUGGAGGACGAGGAGGAGGAGGAGGAGGAGGAGGAGGAGGUGGACGUGGAGGAGGCGUCAGUGAGCGAGGUUACUGCAGAAAGAUCCAUGCCCAAGGAUGGUUUGGAGGAGGUGUUGAAAGGGGCGUUGGAGGAGGAGGUGGUGGUGGUGAAGGAGGAGGUGGUGGUGGUGAAGGAGGAUGAGCUGAACACCGGCACCAUGCAGCUGCUCCUUGCUGCCGUUUAACCUCCCCCCUUCAGUCAACCGGAGGAGGAGCAGGGAGGAGCAGGAGUUGGUGAUUUAGGAGCCCCUUAGUGCACAUUUUUUGAGGACAUCUUGGGAUGCUUCUUUGGUUCAGCACUUACAGAGAAGUCACCACAGUUGGCCUUUAGUCGCUGGGCAGCUGAAAACGUUAUUUCUUAGUCAUGUUUUCACCAUUUGUUUGUUGAUCUAUAUUGUUGAUGUGUAAGUUAUUGAAUUUUUCCUUAUCUCAACCAUUGAUUCUUUAUAUGAACUAUUCUUCCCGUCCUGGUCGAGCAUCGUCAUCCUGGUGCUACCUCCGACCAAAUGCUGAAACUUUACUUUGCUGGUACAAUGGAAAUGUUAAAAAUGCUAUUAAUCCAUGCUUUAGGAAAGUAGAGGGUGGGCAAAAGCGAUUUAAAAAAAAAAAAAAAAAAAACAGAAUCUCAAAUGGUUCUGUGGCAGAUGUAUGGUGCGUCCGUCAUAUUUUAUAU
Gadus macrocephalus (Pacific cod) is the source of this 1532-nucleotide messenger RNA. RefSeq names its product SIN3-HDAC complex-associated factor-like. Gene Ontology annotation, biological process: negative regulation of cell migration. The record is from RefSeq and is a predicted model, not a curated record. Lineage: Eukaryota; Metazoa; Chordata; Actinopteri; Gadiformes; Gadidae. The coding region runs from base 181 to 1044 and encodes 287 amino acids. The transcript has 6 exons.